AUGGUCAGAUUGAACAGUCUCCUCACCUCAGUAUCCCUCGGGCUGUUGUCGCUCUCCGGCGGCUCCUCCGCAGCGCAAAACAUCUACAAGCGGUAUGACAACUCGACGUCGUGCUCCACAGCCACGUCCGUUUCUGCCGUCAGCGUCUACGGACCAGCGUACUCGGGCGCCGUGUCCCACCAGUACUCGGCCCCUACCAUUGUCGGUGAGUGGGUCGACGCACCAGUUUGGUCGAUCUACAUUCCGCAGGACGUGUACAACUUCACCGGUCUGGAGCUCGUUUUGAACCACCUCAGCUCGGCAAUUGCCUCCGCGGACGCGUUCACGCUCUACAGCGGUGACAUCGGCAACUUUGUCAACCCAGGCGCAAUCUACUCCAAGAGCAUCGGCGGGAUCACCUUCGAUGGUAAGACCCAGGCCCCUCUCUUGAAGAUCGUCUUUGCCCCAGGUUUUGACAGCAGCGCCUCGUCUUAUUCGGUGGACUUCACUCUUGCUUUGGACAUCAUUCCUUCCGGCUCGUUUGCCAAGAGAGACGUCCAGACGUUUGAUUUGUCCUCCACCAUCAAUAAGCCAGGCGGCUCGUCGUCCAGCGCCGUGCCAGUUUCCUCGACCCCAGCUUCCACUUCGUCCGAGUCGUCUUCCUCAUCAGUUGAGACUUCGAUCUCGUCCUCGUCUUCCUCAUCAGUUGAGACUUCGAUCUCGUCCUCGUCUUCCUCAUCAUCUGGGACUUUGACCUCGUCUUUGACCACGUCUUUGUCUUCUUCUUCUGCAACCCACGGUACCGCCACCACUACUUCUACUGUCGGCUCCACUGUCUGCACCGAAGAACACUGCACCAAGACUGGUUCCACUGUGACCACCAAGACCACCUCGAGCGAAACUAUCACCAGCUGUUCCGACGGCAAGUGCACCGAAGUGCCAACUAAUGGUACCGGUUCCGUUGUCACCACUAAAACCACUUUGAGUAAAACUAUCACCAGCUGUUCCGACGGCAAGUGUACUGAGACUCCUGUCACUUCUGCUCCUGGUACCAAAGUUAUUGUUGGUUCAACCACCACAUUGACCAUCACUUCUUGUGCCGAUCAUGGCUGUACCUUGCACACCGUCCCAGCUGUCGGUUCUGUUGUUACUACCACUGUGGAUGAAACUGUUUCUACUUACACUACCUACUGCCCACUUGCACCAACCAAUACUGCCACCACUGUUCCAGGUACCACUAUUUCAAGUGCUUCUACAACCAGUGUUGUACCAGGUACCCCUGUUUCAAGUGCUUCUACAUCCACUGUCACUUCUAGAAGUUCUACAAUCGUUUUCACCUCGUCAACAUCAGCCACUGCUGCUACCCAAAGUAGCAGCAGCAUCUCAAUUUAUGUUGCAGGUGCUAACGACCUCAGAGCUAACGCUUUGACUGGUGGUAUUGCAGGUCUUAUUGCCGGUUUUGCUUUGAUGGUGUAG
Molecule: messenger RNA, 1455 nt
Organism: Pichia membranifaciens NRRL Y-2026
Lineage: Eukaryota; Fungi; Ascomycota; Pichiomycetes; Pichiales; Pichiaceae
Exons: 1
Coding region: 1-1455 (484 amino acids)
Source: RefSeq, a predicted model, not a curated record